GCAAUCUCCAGGCAGAUCCGACGAGGAAGCGUUACGUUACGUAACGACAAGAGAACCUCGUUGAUAAUGAAAACGACUCGAGUUCAUUGAUAGCUUAUCAAGGAUUAUUUGCCGCUCGCGGACCGAAUCGCGAGCAAAAUCGCGCGUAAGCGCAACGCGCGUGGCGUGGCAACGACGGCGUCCAAAGUGCGUGGCGUAGCGACGGCCGCAACGACGGCUACGACAGCGUCUAAAGUGCGCCGCGAGGAUGUACGUGGGCCGCGCACAGACCCGCGCAAUCGCCCGCACGCUUAGUCCCACGAGUAGCAAAGCGGCGAGCGGACACGUUGCGGGGAGCGAAUAGCCACUGUCACGUUCUUCCCGUACCGAGCCUACGCCGAUCCUACGCAUGAACGGGAGCAUGGAGCCGUCGACGGCUACGUAUCUGGGUCUGGACCUGAGCACGCAGCAGCUGAAAGCAGUAGUAGUUGAUGAUAAUCUAGCCAUUCUUCAUGAGACCAGCGUACAAUUCGACAAUGAUCUACCAGAAUUUAGAACUUACGGAGGGGUAAUACGGAAGAAGGAAGAGUCUCAUGUUGUGGUAGUGCCUUCUCUGAUGUGGAUUAAGGCCUUAGACAUGAUACUAGACAAAUUACGCGUCUGCGGCGUCGACUUUAGCAAAGUAGCAGCCAUUUCUGGUUGUGCGCAGCAACAUGGCACAGUAUAUUGGAAUAAAGGCAGCCGAAAUCGAUUACAAUGUUUGGACCCAAUAAAAUUUUUGCACGAACAAUUCGCUACGUCGUUUUCCGUGACUCAUUCACCGAUAUGGAUGGAUUCCAGUACGUCAAAAGAGUGUAGCGUUUUGGAAGAGAUCGUGGGUGGCCCUCACAAAUUAGCGGAAAUAACGGGUUCACGGGCAUACGAGAGAUUCUCAGGACCGCAGAUUGCAAAAAUAGCACGCACGAAGCCGGAAGCUUACUGCAGCACUGAGAGGAUCUCGUUGGUGAGCAACUUUAUUGCCUCCUUGUUUCUGGGUGAUUACGCACCUAUCGAUUGGUCGGAUGGCUCGGGUAUGAAUCUGUUAAAUAUCUGUACGAAAGACUGGGAUGAUAUGUUGUUGGAGACCUGCGCAUCAGGACUGAGAGAAAAACUAGGAAACCCUGUUUCAUCAUACAGCGAUAUCGGGCCUAUAUCACCUUAUUUCGUAGAAAGAUUUAGUUUCAAUGAGAAAUGUAGGAUAAUCGCGUUCACUGGGGACAAUCCUGGCUCAUUAAUAGGUAUGAGGCUAAAAGAAGGUGAUAUCGCUUGCAGUUUAGGCACAAGUGAUACCCUACUUCUAUGGUUGAACAAACCUAAAACUAUAACAGAUGGUCACGUAUUAUGCAAUCCAAUAGACGAUGAGGCCUAUAUGGCGUUACUUUGCUUCAAAAACGGUUCUUUGACACGCGAAAGAAUACGGGAUGAUGCUGCGCAAGGUAGCUGGCAGAUUUUCAAUGAAUUAUUAGAAAGUACACCGCGAGGAAAUUUCGGCAAUUUUGCCUUAUAUUAUGAUAUUCAAGAGAUCCUACCUUUCGUCAUAGGAGAUUAUAGAUACAAUAAAGCCAAUGAUGAGAUCUCUCGAUACAGUUCAAAAGAAGUAGAAGUGAGAGCGUUAAUCGAAGGUCAAUUUGUUGCCAAGAGAGCAUACGCUGAAGACUUUGGAUUUGUUAUCGGACGUAAUACUCGGAUAAUUGCCACGGGAGGUGCAUCUAUAAAUAAAGCUAUACUGCAAGUACUUUCCGACGUAUUUAAUUCGCCAGUGUACAUCUUGGAAGCAGCUAAUUCGGCUAUGAUGGGUGCAGCAUAUCAAGCAAAACAUGGUUUAUUGCAAAAUAAUUGUAGCUUCGAUGAAAUUACAUGCUGCUUGCCAGAAUUGACGCUGGUAUGCCAGCCUUAUGAUGAUGCCGAAUCGAUUUACAAGCCUAUGACUGUACGUUACCGCAAAAUAAUAGAUCAGAUAUUGAAGAAACGGAGCGAACAGAAGCAUGUAUAAAAAUCUUGUAUAUAACAUAAUGUUCUAAAGAGGCUUCUUAUACAUGAUAUGGUUACUAAA
Molecule: messenger RNA, 2071 nt
Organism: Acromyrmex echinatior (Panamanian leafcutter ant)
Lineage: Eukaryota; Metazoa; Arthropoda; Insecta; Hymenoptera; Formicidae
Product: xylulose kinase
Biological process (GO): D-xylose metabolic process; phosphorylation; xylulose metabolic process
Cellular component (GO): cytosol
Molecular function (GO): D-xylulokinase activity
Source: RefSeq, a predicted model, not a curated record